AUGACCGUGGUCGACACCGUUUCCACUGAUGCCGGUGCCCCAGCUGCCGCCGCGGCACUGGUGCAGCAGCCCGCGGGGAACGGGCAGACCGUGUGCGUCACCGGCGCGGCCGGGUACAUCGCCUCGUGGCUCGUCAAGCUGCUUCUCGAGAAGGGAUACACUGUCAAGGGCACCGUCAGGAACCCAGGCAUGCCUUUUGUUAUAUAUGCAUAUAUAUGUAGUAGAGCUGAGGAGUGGUCUAUGGCGAUUAACGUUUGUGUUAAUGGCGAUAUGAUGCUGGCAGAUGACCCGAAGAACGCGCACCUCAAGGCGCUGGACGGCGCCGCGGAGCGGCUGAUCCUCUGCAAGGCCGACCUCCUGGACUACGACGCCAUCUGCCGCGCCGUGCAGGGCUGCCAGGGCGUCUUCCACACCGCCUCCCCCGUCACCGACGACCCGGAGCAAAUGGUGGAGCCGGCGGUGCGCGGCACGGAGUACGUGAUCAACGCGGCGGCGGAGGCCGGCACGGUGCGGCGGGUGGUGUUCACGUCCUCCAUCGGCGCGGUGACCAUGGACCCCAGCCGCGGGCCCGACGUCGUGGUCGACGAGUCGUGCUGGAGCGACCUCGAGUUCUGCAAGAAAACCAGGAACUGGUACUGCUACGGCAAGGCGGUGGCGGAGCAGGAGGCGUGGGACGCGGCCCGGCAGCGCGGCGUGGACCUGGUGGUGGUGAACCCGGUGCUGGUGGUGGGCCCGCUGCUGCAGCCGACGGUGAACGCCAGCAUCGCGCACGUGGUCAAGUACCUGGACGGCUCCGCGCGCACCUUCGCCAACGCCGUGCAGGCGUACGUGGACGUCCGCGACGUCGCCGACGCGCACCUCCGCGUCUUCGAGAGCCCGCGCGCGUCCGGCCGAUACCUCUGCGCCGAGCGCGUCCUCCACCGCGAGGACGUCGUCCGCAUCCUCGCCAAGCUCUUCCCGGAGUACCCCGUCCCCACCAGGUGCUCCGACGAGGUGAACCCGCGGAAGCAGCCGUACAAGUUAUCGAACCAGAAGCUCCGGGACCUGGGGCUGGAGUUCAGGCCGGUGAGCCAGUCGCUUUACGACACGGUGAAGAACCUUCAGGAGAAGGGCCACCUGCCGGCGCUCGGAGAGCAGACGACGGAGGCCGACGACAAGGAGGCGGUCCCCGCCGCCGCCGAGCUGCAGCAGGGAGGAAUCGCCAUCCAUAAGAGAGUUCAUCAAUUCAAUCAAUUGGUCAAGAGACCACAAGUUUGGAAAGGAUAG
Molecule: messenger RNA, 1266 nt
Organism: Miscanthus lutarioriparius
Lineage: Eukaryota; Viridiplantae; Streptophyta; Magnoliopsida; Poales; Poaceae
Source: the annotation of a GenBank genome assembly